Messenger RNA from Cuscuta campestris, 940 nucleotides. The record is from the annotation of a GenBank genome assembly. NCBI's taxonomy places the organism in Eukaryota, Viridiplantae, Streptophyta, Magnoliopsida, Solanales, Convolvulaceae.
CACGUCUUUCUAUUAAUAAUUUCCAUUUCUCCUCUAUGGAGCAAGCACAUCAGGACAGACUACAGAGCAUUAACAUAGUCUCUAUGACACUAUGAAUCCGUCCAUGUGAGCUCGAGCUACCGAGUCAUAUAGCAAAAACACAAUCAAUCAAUCUCAAAUCCAACUCUCUUCGCACUCAUAUUCAGAUCGGUUAGCUCAUAGAAAUGCUCUUUUUCGCAACAAUGGAUUUGAGUCGCAAUUUCUGGCUUUCCAUUUUUAUGCUCUUCUCUCUUUCAAUUUUUGCUGCCCAUUCUGCUUCCAGUUCUAUCUCAGAUGGUGUUUAUGCAUCUCAAUCUUCAACAGGGAGGAACCUCCUUCAGAAUAAGAAAGCAUGCCCAAUUAACUUCGAGUUUCAGGAUUACAGUGUGAUCACUACCCAAUGCAAAGGGCCUCAAUACCCACCAAAGCUGUGCUGUGAUGCCUUUGCGCAAUUUGCAUGUCCUUUUGCCGACUACUUGAAUGACUUGGCAACUGAUUGUGCCUCUACCAUGUUCAGCUAUAUCAACAUUAAUGGCAAGUACCCGCCCGGUCUCUUUGCCUUUGAGUGUAAAGGAGAUAAGGAGGGCCUCCCGUGCCUCGCACAAGCGCCAUCCGAUUCAACGGAUGAUCGCAGUGCCACUCUUCUCAACUCUAAACCAUCUCGCGUUAUUCUGUUUCUUGCUGCAUUCUUAACUUUAAUGGUGUGGUAAGCUAUAUUUUACGAAAAUUUGUUAUAAGCCAUAAUAUAUGUGUGUAUUUAGCUCGAUUCUUUUCGUUUUAUUACACUGUAAAAAAUGAAGAGGUGAUUUUAUUGAUCUUUAAACUUGAAACAGGGUUUUUAAUACUUUCAUGUAAUGCUAUUGAAUGUAACAGAUUAUUUCAUGGAGGACAAAGUGUAAUUUAAUGAAAUUGUUGCUGUAUG